UUAUCGAUAAGAUACGUAAUCAUGUGACACGUUCUUAAACUCUUAUCAGAGCAAAACUUUCAAGACAGUUAGCUGCUUGAUUUAAUCAGAUAUUUGUGUAUCAUAUAUAGAUAUAUUUUUAAAAUGGCAACAAUUACUCGGUCAUCAGUGUAUAAAGGAUCGGAUAUCAUGCUGGAUUAUUCUUGCAUGCCCUGUGAAGAAAAAGGUUUUUCAAAAGAGGCGGAAGUAUAUUGUGAAAAAUGCACAACAUUUUACUGUGGAUCGUGUUUAAACUUGCACAAUCAGUUGUAUAAAACACACACGAGGUAUGAAAGAUCCGAUAUGAAAGAUUGGCCACUAGCUAUGGCUACACGAGAUUGUGUAGAGAAGUGUGAAGUACACAUGGACGAGAAAUUGAAACUUUUUUGUGAGGACCACGAAAAGCUCUGUUGCAACACUUGCAUAUCGCUGAACCAUCGUCAGUGCGCUAAGGUGUCUCUCAUAACAGAUUUAGUAAAUAUCACUUCACCUGGAGACCUUCAACAACUUUUUGAUGACAUCAAGACGAUAAAGCAAGAACUGAAAGAGCUACGAAAGAGUCGAGAAGAGAACAUUGCGUCAUUGCAAGAUUCAUUGAAGAAAAGCAAACAAUGCAUAACAGAUGUGCGUGACAAAAUUAACGCUGCAUUAGAUGAGCUUGAGAAAAUGACAAUGGCAGAACUGGAUUUUUCAUUUGCAAACCUCAAGACAGACUUUAAAAAAGAUGUUGACAACUGCAAUAAGCUGUAUGAGGAGUUGAAAGGUUUCAGAGAUACAAUUCAUGAAAUAGGCGUAAACAAUAAUGAACUCGUCUUCGUAGCAAAUCAAAAAUGGUUGGAAAAGAAAAAACAAUCGGAAUCUUAUAUACAAGAACUUUCCGGAAAACCUGGUAUUUCAUUAUCGCUUCAGGUCAACACUAAUAUUGAAAAAUAUUUGUCGGAACUACAUGGUUUGGGCAUAAUAAUACACACAGAUUUGGUUACUUCAUAUCGUGCAUUAUCUGUGAUUGGUAAGACUGAGUUCAGUGUACAUUCAAAUGACGAUACCUAUUUGUGCAGCAUUUCAGGGGUAUGUUUUCUUCCUGAUAGUCAAAUCGUCUUAACGGACUAUUCGAAUGCUUCGCUGAAACUGUUGAACCAGAAAUAUGAAGUCAUCAGCAGAACUCCCCUGGUUACACAUGCGCACGACAUAUGCCAUGUUUGUCCAUCAGAGGUGGCGAUUACUCUUAAUAAGCAAGCUACACACGAGGUGCAAUUGUUUACAGUGGAUAAAGGGAGACUGAUCAAAGGCAGGACUUAUCGGCUUGAGCAUCAAUGUAUCGGAAUUAGCCAUCUACUGGGUGAGCUGUACAUCACUUCGGGGUCUGCGCUGUACAAAUACAGUCUGAGGGGGGAACUUAUAAAGAAAUUGUAUGAAGAUAUAUCUCAUGAAUAUUCAGUGUUGAAGUGUGCAUUGAGUCAUAACGGCGACAGGAUCUUCGUCACCGAUCGUGGUAAUAACAAGCUGCUUACACUUGCCAAGGAUGGGGACGUUCUCUUCACGUUCUCUGAUCCAGACAUGCAAGUCCCAUGGAAUGUACACGUCUCAGCUGCGGGGCACAUUCUCGUCUGUGGAUAUGAAUCACGCACUGUUAUACAGGUUGAUAGCAGGGGGAGGAGAAAGAUUGCCACUCUUGCUCGAGAUGAGGAUGGAUUGAUUGAACCAAAAUCAGUGUUUUACAACACAUAUACAAACUCUGUCAUAGUUGGGCAAUCGAAUAAUCUUAAAAUAAUUGUAUUUGAUGUUAAAUAAAAUAUGUUUUCAUUUUC
Messenger RNA from Dreissena polymorpha, 1826 nucleotides. RefSeq lists its product as uncharacterized. Gene Ontology annotation, biological process: protein polyubiquitination; proteasome-mediated ubiquitin-dependent protein catabolic process. The record is from RefSeq and is a predicted model, not a curated record. NCBI's taxonomy places the organism in Eukaryota, Metazoa, Mollusca, Bivalvia, Myida, Dreissenidae. Gene Ontology annotation, molecular function: ubiquitin protein ligase activity; zinc ion binding. The transcript is spliced from 3 exons. The coding region runs from base 124 to 1809 and encodes 561 amino acids.